AUGGCAAUAUCGAAUAAAGACAAACCCACUGUUGUGAUUAUUGGGGCGGGACUGACGGGGUUACUUGCAGCACAAGGGCUAAAGCAGAAUGGGUUUAGAGCGAUUGUCGUUGAAAAGGAAGAGGGCAUCGAUGCGCGGCCUCGGGAAUGGACGAUGCUCGUGCAUUGGGCCAUGCCCAUUUUUCAGCGUCUGGUACCCGAGGAUAUCCUCCAAGACCUGGACGAUGCUCUUUGCAACCCACAUCUUCAAUUUGACGCAGAAGUAGAGACUCUCCCUUGCUAUAAUGGCGUCACAGGAAAGCUUCUCUUCCGCAGUCCUACGCCCGGCGCACGACGUGUCAGCCGUAGACGUUUGCGCGCGCUCCUUGCUCGAGAUGUUGACAUACGAUGGGGCUUGUCUUUGAGAAAAAUCACUCAAUUGGAGAAUGGCAUCAGAGCAAACUUUGAAAACGGCACAUCAAUUGAUGCCGACUACCUUUUCGGAGCCGAUGGCACUUCAUCGAGAGUGAGGGAGUUGCUUGUCGGAGCAGAGGCGGCGCAGCCCCAAGGUUCCGGAUUCUUAUUCGCGACGGGCAUCAAUCAGUUUGAAGAAGCGGAAAAGACUGGUGUCAUUGUCAACAAGCACCCUGUGGCAGCACUUAUGAUGGGAACCGGCUCCGUCGGCGGCAUUGGCGUUGUUUCCGUCAAGAAGCCCUUUGAUAAAUCCACGUGGACAACGUUUUGGGUCAAAAUAUGGCGUGGCGAACCAAUCGACCUCCAAGGACGCGCCGCGCUUGACUAUGUCAGAAAACGAACAGCUCCGUUGCGUGACGAGUUUCAACUAGCGAUAGAUUGGACUCGGGAUGAUUCCUAUGUCAGCGUGAAUGAAAUGAAGUAUUGGGUUCCAGUAGCCUGGGACAACUUGGAUGGGCGUGCCACGCUCGCUGGAGACGCAGCUCAUCCAAUGCUUAUUUAUCGUGGUCAGGGCUUCCAACACUCAAUUACGGAUGUGGAUAAUUAUGUCAGUGCACUCGUGCAUCUGCAUGCUCCAAAUACUGCGGGGAACAACGUGUCAAGGGUGGACGUUAUGGGUGCAUACGAUGACGAAGUGGUUCAAAGAGGCGCCACUGCUGUGGAACAGUCUCUUUGCGAGGCGGAAAAAUCGCUCGAUAUUCACACGGUAGAACAGAUGUUGAUGGCAACCAAGGGGCACGGAAAAUAG
Messenger RNA from Beauveria bassiana ARSEF 2860, 1200 nucleotides. Its product is annotated as oxygenase-like protein. The record is from RefSeq and is a predicted model, not a curated record. The transcript has 4 exons. Gene Ontology annotation, molecular function: FAD binding. NCBI's taxonomy places the organism in Eukaryota, Fungi, Ascomycota, Sordariomycetes, Hypocreales, Cordycipitaceae. The coding region runs from base 1 to 1200 and encodes 399 amino acids.